AUGGACGACCAUUGGAGCACAGAUGUCGAGGAUUGCCCACCCAUACUAUCAAUGAACCCAGAUGACGAUGACGGCUGGGGUUCUGAUGAAGAUGGCUGGGGUUCUGAUGAAGAUGGCGACGCUAGCAGUCACCGAUCGACAACAUCAGCAAAUCCGGACACCGACGAGGGCUGGGAAGGUCCCGUCGGAGGCCAGGAAGGCCCAACAAUGGACGACCACUCCUUGGUGGGCCUCGACGUCCACGAGGUUUCCUCGUAUAGUGCCCAUGGCGUGGCUCACAAACCGCUGACGUCGACGACCCUGGGAUCGGCUAUAGCAGCCCUCGAUGUCCCGAUGGUCGAGCGACUGCUGAGAUCAUCGGAUGCCCAGAUCCGCGAUUCAUUCGGGAACUCACUACUCCAUCUCGUAGCGCUACCUACACCGAAAGAAGUAAUCAAGCACCCUCCUCGGCCAUGGUCGGAGUUGGUCCAGGCCGCGAGUCAUAUAAUCAGUCUCCUCAUCUCGUGCGGAACCCACGUUGACACUCGCAACAACGAAGGGCUGACUCCUCUUUUCUGCGCCAUCUGGUUGGAUAAAUGGCGAUUCUUCCCAGUCGAACAUAGAUCUGGUGCGCCCGACUGGACAAUCUGGUCUUCAGGCCACGUGAUUACUGCUCUUCUCGAUGCGGGAGCCAGUCCAGUCGUGACGCGAAUAGGGGAUUUCGGCAGGCCUUAUAAAGCUUCAUUUUUGAACGCAUGGAUUAAUAUGGAGCCUUCAUACUCCGGGUGUCCUGAUUUCUACGACGAUAUUCUCAGGUCCAUCAUUGCGAGAAUGCCCAGUCUUAGCGAUAGAUCGGUCGCCCCCUCCCUUCCGUUUAUGUUCGGAAAAAUCAGGCACGUUUCUCACGUUCUCCGAAUCAUCUUGGACUCGAACCAUCCUUAUCCACUGGACGUGAACGCAAUAAACUUUGGAACAACACCUCUUCUGAGAGCUUUGGGCAUGAACCUUGCCCGCGAGUUUGGUAAAAACGAUAUCGAGAACGAGAAGAGAGAGGCCCGCGAGAUCAUCGACUUAGCUACUCUGCUCUUGGACGCCGGAGCUCGUCCAGACUUUGUAUCCGUAGAUGGCUCGACAGCGGUUUCGUGUAUUUUACAUCGAAGAAACGAGUACGAGGAACCAGUCGCGGAUAUUUUGCGUCAUAUAGUUGGCUGGAACGCCCGAUUCAACGAAGAUGAGAUGUCGCACUCUAAAUUGGUUGAAAUAACCCCAACGUCCGUCUUAGCUGAGUUGCUAUAUGACGGGAAACUUUUACUGGCGUCUCUCUUGAUGAAGUACGGCAUGAAGGGGCGGCAUCAUGAGAAACUUGGUGCCGAAUCGGUUCCUCGUGUGAUAUUGCGUCAAAAGCCCAAGACCGUGGCGGACAUCGUAUUGUGCGGAAAAGGAAAGACGAACGAAUACUACACCGAACUGGAUCGUUUCUCAAUGAUAUAUCAUGAUGAAAUCGGUGCUCCUGUACAAGGACCACUGGGAAGGGAGGGAAGUGACAGCGGAAAUAACGUGGGCCCAACUACGCAGAGGAAUAAGUGGAAUGACGAAACAAAUGGCAACCCUCUACGCACGGCCAUCCACGAGCUCGGAAGCGAUUUCGUUGAAUUGAUCAGAAGAAACUUCAUAACUGGCACGCUGUUUGACUUCUGCUUCGUCGAUAUGCCAGAAGACCCCCCCAAGCCCAAUUGGCGUCGAGAUACUUUCCACUGUGUUCCUCGGACUAGGGAGUUUACUUCCGAAUCUUCAUACGGUCUCCGUCGAGUCCGCUCUACAAGCUACCUCUCGGAUAGACGCUGGCCCGCGGACGCGGCGACUCGGGUUAAGAAUUUUUUUCGAUACCAGGCUGAUCUCUUUGCAUCUCAAGGAUGGAUGGCAAUGCCUUUCAUCAUGGACGAGCUUCGGUUUGCGGAUUCGGAAAAUGGCUGA
Messenger RNA from Scedosporium apiospermum, 1953 nucleotides. RefSeq lists its product as uncharacterized. NCBI's taxonomy places the organism in Eukaryota, Fungi, Ascomycota, Sordariomycetes, Microascales, Microascaceae. The record is from RefSeq and is a predicted model, not a curated record. The transcript has 2 exons. The coding region runs from base 1 to 1953 and encodes 650 amino acids.